AAACACAACACAAACCCCCAUUUCUUUUCUCUCCAAUUACCCUUCUCUAGAAACUCUAGCUACUUGUUUAUCAUUAUAUCAUAACAUUCUUCUUCAUAUUAUUCUCACACAAUUACUACUACCUAUAUACAUAAUUAUAUACACACACACGCACAUAUAUAUAUAUAAUUUGUGCAAUGGAUCACAAUAAUAGUACUGUGGACAUGGAUACGGAAAGGUUAACCGCGGAGCUAGACAUCAAGGACUCAACAUCCGUAGUCAUCAAAAUUCGACGAAAACUACCCGAUUUUUUACAGUCAGUAAAACUCAAAUAUGUCAAACUUGGUUAUGGCUAUUCAUGUAACACUGCCACGCUACUUAUGCUUGUUGUUCUUUUCCCAUUAUUGGUAGCCACUAUAAUUCAACUCACCGGGCUUGGACUCUACACUUUCUCACAAAUUUUAACAAGUUUUGAUACUGCCACGGGUCUGACCGGUGGCAUAUUUUUACUUUUUCUUUCCGGGGUUUACUGGGCCAAACGGCCCACCCCGGUUUACCUAGUGGACUUUGCUUGUUACAAGCCAGAAGAAGACAGAAAAAUGACCAACGAAGGGUUCGCUAAGAUGUCCCAGGAUUCGGGUUAUUUCGAGCCAGAAACGUUACAGUUCCAAAAAAGAAUAUCAACCCGGUCCGGUUUAGGAGACGAAACGUAUCUCUCGAAAGGCAUCACGGCUCGACCGCCACAACUUAACAUGAAAGAAGCCCGGGCCGAAGCAGAGCAAGUCAUGUUUGGUGCCUUGGAUUCUUUGUUUAAAAAAACCGGGAUUCGGCCUCAAGAAAUAAGCAUUCUUAUUGUCAACUGUAGUUUGUUUAACCCAACUCCUUCACUUUCUUCAAUGAUCGUUAACCAUUACAAACUAAGACCCGAUAUAAUGAGCUUUAACCUCGGUGGAAUGGGCUGCAGUGCGGGCCUAAUAUCAAUAGACUUGGCCCAACAUCUACUGAAAGCAAACCCAAACUCAUACGCUGUCGUUUUGAGCAUGGAAAACAUUACGUUAAACUGGUAUCCUGGAAACGAGAGAUCAAUGCUUUUGUGUAACUGCAUUUUCCGUAUGGGUGGAGCUGCAAUGUUGUUGUCAAACAAAUCGAGAGACCGAAAACGUUCAAAAUAUCAGCUAGCUCACACGGUCCGUACACAUAAAGGAGCCGAUGAUAAUAGCUAUAAUUGUAUCUAUCAACGAGAAGACGAUAAGGGUAUCGUGGGCGUUUCUUUAGCUAGAGAACUCAUGGCGGUUGCGGGAGACGCACUCAAGACAAAUAUAACAACUCUCGGCCCAUUAGUUUUGCCAUUUUCCGAACAAUUGAUGUUUUUUGUGACACUUGUGAAGCGAAAAGUGUUUAAAAUGAAAGUGAAGCCUUAUAUUCCUGAUUUCAAGCUCGCGUUCGAGCAUUUUUGUAUUCAUGCCGGUGGCCGGGCUGUUUUGGAUGAGAUGCAAAAGAAUUUGAGUCUAACUGAUAGGCACAUGGAGCCGUCGAGGAUGACGUUGCAUCGGUUUGGAAAUACGUCUAGUAGUUCUUUGUGGUACGAGUUGUCAUAUGCCGAGGCAAAAGGUCGGGUUUCAAAAGGGGACCGAGUCUGGCAGAUUGCUUUUGGGUCGGGUUUUAAAUGUAACAGUGCUGUUUGGAAAGCGCUCAAGGCGAUUCCCGCGGGCUGUGAAAGUAACCCAUGGGCCGAUUGCAUCAACAAGUACCCGGUUAAGGUUCCGGUCUAAUUAUUAUAUAUAUUACGAGUAUCAAAUGUUUGUAUAUUCAAUCAAUCCAAUGGUGGAAAAAGGUCAUGAUUUUUAAUCCCCACCUGAUUAUUUUGAUGUCAUAUUUUUUUUUUUCAAUUGUAACGUACGUGAACACUUUUUGUGUAAUUUAUUGUGUUUUAUGUUUUAAUAUUGAGUUAUCUGAGAUCUUGGAUUUGGUCAACAAGAUAACUUUGACUUGAUAUAUA
This is a messenger RNA of Erigeron canadensis, 1978 nucleotides long. RefSeq names its product 3-ketoacyl-CoA synthase 1-like. The record is from RefSeq and is a predicted model, not a curated record. Bases 177 to 1751 code for a protein of 524 amino acids. Lineage: Eukaryota; Viridiplantae; Streptophyta; Magnoliopsida; Asterales; Asteraceae. Gene Ontology annotation, molecular function: acyltransferase activity, transferring groups other than amino-acyl groups. Gene Ontology annotation, biological process: fatty acid biosynthetic process. The transcript has a single exon. Gene Ontology annotation, cellular component: membrane.